AUGAGUUUCGGUAGAGGUCGUGGUGGUGGUGGCAACAAUCCCACCAGGAAUUUACCAUUUGGAUUAGGAUUUAACGAUGUUGGUGUCAAUGAGACGACGGAAUUCCCCAGUAUACCUUUGCCAGUCAACAAUCCAGUGAAUUCCCGAGAAAGAUCACUUGCCAUUACAUAUAUUAAAUUUGGUCAGACGGUUAAAGAUGGUCCCUUUUAUACAGGUUCACUUUCAUUAGCGGUUGAUGAUAGUGCAGAGGGCAAUAAUAAGAAUAGCAAUGGCAAGAAGAAAAAACAAUCUUUAAUAGAAGAAGAAGGUCAUAUGGAUGGUAUUGAACGAUAUUCCGAUAGAUAUUUAAAGAAAAGGAAAAUUGGUACUUCUAUCGAUGAGCAUCCCUACCAUCUGGAAGUUUUCCCCAGAGAGCUUUACAACGUUAUGGGUAUUGAUAAAAAGAAGCUUUUGGUCAUUUCUGAGUUUAAUAAUAAGGAUGAUAUCUUUACCGGUGGUAAGCAGGAUGAGAAUGCUGGAUUAUCUAUGAUUGAGAAGUGGAAACAGUUAGCCGAGGAUGAGGAUGAUGAUAACGAUGAGGAAAAUGAAAAGAAUAAAGAAAAUGCUGGUGGGGAUGAAGACGUGGAUGAAGAUUUUGAAGAAGAAGAGGACGAUGAUGAUGAUUACAAUGCUGAAAAAUACUUCAACGAUGGUGAUGAUGAUGAGUAUGGAGAUGAAGAGGACAUGGGUGAUGAGCCUGCAUUUUGA
This is a messenger RNA of Zygosaccharomyces rouxii, 747 nucleotides long. RefSeq names its product DNA-directed RNA polymerase III subunit C31 (gene RPC31). NCBI's taxonomy places the organism in Eukaryota, Fungi, Ascomycota, Saccharomycetes, Saccharomycetales, Saccharomycetaceae. Gene Ontology annotation, biological process: transcription by RNA polymerase III. The record is from RefSeq and is a predicted model, not a curated record. Gene Ontology annotation, cellular component: RNA polymerase III complex. Bases 1 to 747 code for a protein of 248 amino acids. The transcript has a single exon.